Trifolium pratense (red clover) is the source of this 711-nucleotide messenger RNA. RefSeq lists its product as uncharacterized. NCBI's taxonomy places the organism in Eukaryota, Viridiplantae, Streptophyta, Magnoliopsida, Fabales, Fabaceae. The transcript has a single exon. The record is from RefSeq and is a predicted model, not a curated record. The coding region runs from base 1 to 711 and encodes 236 amino acids.
AUGGAAGCGCGUCACGUCUGGCAUGAGUCACGUGACAACGCUGUUUAUCUCCUCCGCAUCAGAUCACUCUUUCUCCUCAUCUGUUUUCCUCUCUCCCUCGCCGCCGCCGUUUCAUCCGUUCACACUACACACUCUACCCUACAAGGCAAAACCGUUACUGUUAACUCCGCCGUUAUCGCCGUUAGGGAUAAUUGGAAACGCCCGUUCGUCACAUCCAUCUUUGUUUACGUCAUUAUGUUGACUUUCUCUCCCGUGCCACGUGUCAUCGCUUCGGUAUUCGUGUCGCCGGAGUCGCGGUUUGUUAUUAUGGCGAUUGGGACGGUUAUUGAGGUUUAUUUGAUGGCGGUUAUGGGUUUGGGCUUGGUGGUAUCCGUCGUGGAAGAGAGAUUCGGAUGGGAUGCGAUUUGUGUCGGGUCGGGUUUGAUGAAGGGAAAGAGGUUAAUAUUCGGGUGGCUACUUUCGGGUUUGUUCGUUUUGGUUUCGGGUUUAAUUAAUUGGAGAAUGGAAGUGUUUUUGGAGGGUCCAAAUUCGGAGAUUAGUGUUUGGGAUAAAACGGUUUUGAUUUGUUCGUAUGGGUUUACAGUGCUUUUGAGUUAUGUUGUUACUACUGUUUUUUACUGUGAUAGUAGAAUGCGUCAUGCCGUUAGAGAACCACAAGCACAGGAUCUAGAUGAUGAUGAUGAUUGUGUUUUGCUUUCAUCCUCUCUGUAA